GUUCUUUGCUUUCGUUUUUUAAUUCUUUGUUUAUAUUUACGUAUAGUUUGUUUGGCUGCGUAUUAUUAUUUGUUAUUGUUGUUACCCGACGGCGGAUGCUCUUCCCGAUGUGAUUUAUUAAUAGCGUUUAUAAAUAGUACUCUCGUUCUCAGAGAGCGGCCCGACGCUCCCCAGCUCCGCACACACAGUCGUUAAUCAAAGUGCCAUAAUUUUUUACGACCUGCCAAGGCCCACCAUCCUAACCCUUCGGAUAGACCGUGGAAUGGCAAGGAAUACCUCCUUUCGGAGGGCAUAUUGCGCAAAUAAUUGCAAACAAAUUAUUUUUUAGAAAUUCAAUCAGCUGGAGAAGAGCUUUUUUUUACAAAACAGACCAAUUUCAAGGUGAAAACAUGGGUGUUUUGUUAAGAAAUGGAAUUAAUAGCCACUUAGCCACAUAUGUCGCACUUCGUGGAGCGCAAUUACUUUUUAUGGAUUUUGCGACUUACAUGUGUAAUAAAAUGUUAAAGGUCUGCUCCUGGGGAUUGUUAUUUCAAAGGUUACUUUUCCAAUAAUUAUUAAAAUAUAUGGAAAAAUUGGUUAAACAGAAAUCAGUACUUCGUACUUCCCUCGUUGAAUAUUACACCUCCUACGGGAUGAUGUCUUGAUUGCUCCGUUCAUAAAUUUGACGUAAAUUGCCUUAUUUAGAACGGCAGGCAGGCGGGCACUAGGCACCCACAUAAAUAUGUACAGAUCUGAGAUCUCCACCCGCAAUUCCACCUUCUCGAUCUGGAUCUCCUCUCACUGGUGGCUCUCCACCUUCGGCCAGAGAUGUUCUUCGGCCAGUUGAUUUUUGGCGCCCGUGUGGAUCGGUCGAGUGGCGGCGGAAAAUUGUUCGUUUGGCCUUUGGAAAAUGUGCCGUGCAAAGGCGUGUGUUUAUUUUUAGCCAACGUGCUGAUUUCCACACUCCCAGAGCUCCCCCUAGCUGGUAUCGAGAAUCGACAACUGCCCAACUAAUUGCACAUCAUCUUCCGCUGGAAAUACUCUCAAAACUCUUCUGGUCUUCUGGCCGGACAUCCAUGGAUGCGGUUAUAUAAUCCCACAAGAGAUACCAGAUCGAAAUGCCAAACAAAUUUCAGAGGAAAGUCUCUCCCAUGAGCGGGGGAGGAGUGGCAAGGGCCUCCAGCGUCUCCUCCUCUCCCAGCAAUCAGCCGCGGAAGCGGGUGAAGCGCUGCUGCCGCAACUUCGUCACCUUUAUGUGCACCCAGGUGGGUGUGGGCGCCCUGAUCGUGAUCUACGCCAUAUGCGGAGCCUUCGCGUUCAUGAACAUCGAACGGCAGUUCAUCGACGGAACGGCCGACCAGGUGCUGGAGAUGCGCCAGAACUGUUCCCAGCAGCUGUGGAGCAUCACGGAGAAGCACAACCUGAUCGACCGUCGCAAGUGGUCGGAGGACACCAACGCCGUGCUCCGGGACUACCAAGCCCAAAUAGCCGAUGUCAUCAAACAGGGCUAUGUGGGCAGGAGCCCUGAACAGAUUUGGAGCUUCCCGGCGGCCCUUAUGUUCUGCCUAUCGGUCAUAACCAUGAUUGGCUAUGGAAACAUGGUCCCAAGAACGCCCUGGGGCAAGGGAUUCACGGUGAUCUACGCCAGCAUCGGUAUACCCUUGUACAUACUGUACUUCCUCAACAUGGGACGGGUUCUGGCCAGGUCCUUCAAGUUCCUCUACCGCUCCAUGCACGACUGCACCCAGGAGCAUCCGCACUUGGACCGCCUGGACGCUCUGGAAGGCGGUGUUAGCCUGCCUCGGAAGAAGAUCAUUGUGCCCUCCACUGCCUGCCUGUGGGUGAUAUUCUUUUACGUGCUCACUGGCACCGUCAUGUUCGCCAACUGGGAAAGGUGGAGCUUCCUGAACAGCUUCUACUUCUGCAUGACGUCGCUCUGCAAGAUCGGCUUUGGGGACUUUGUGCCGGGGGCAUCGCUAACCACUGCUGCGGAUGUUAACGCAGCCACUCAGAAGCUGCAGGAGGACAUAUCCGCCGAUCCGAACGAGCUGGCCCAGCUGCAGUCCGUGGCCGCCGACCAGCACUCGAAGCUGGCCAUCAAUUUCGUGUACAUGCUGCUCGGCAUGGGACUAGUGGCCAUGUGUCGGAACCUAAUGCGAGAGGAGGUCCGGGUGAAGCUGCGAGAGAUGCGCGAGGACGCCAAACUCUGCAUGGAGGACACGCGGCUGCGUUUUGUGGGCUGCUGCGGGAGUCCCCGGGAUGGCUACGAUAGCGACUACUACUAGGGUUUAGCAAAGACUUUAGCUCAUCAUUGAUCAAUUCCUGCAACUGCAAGAGCGGAUUCGAAACUUCGAGGGCAUGCUUGGCGGCGGCAGCGG
Molecule: messenger RNA, 2357 nt
Organism: Drosophila ananassae
Lineage: Eukaryota; Metazoa; Arthropoda; Insecta; Diptera; Drosophilidae
Product: potassium channel subfamily K member 2
Exons: 2
Coding region: 1098-2264 (388 amino acids)
Biological process (GO): stabilization of membrane potential; potassium ion transmembrane transport
Cellular component (GO): membrane
Molecular function (GO): potassium ion leak channel activity
Source: RefSeq, a predicted model, not a curated record